This is a messenger RNA of Penicillium manginii, 678 nucleotides long. RefSeq lists its product as uncharacterized. Bases 1 to 678 code for a protein of 225 amino acids. The transcript is spliced from 2 exons. The record is from RefSeq and is a predicted model, not a curated record. NCBI's taxonomy places the organism in Eukaryota, Fungi, Ascomycota, Eurotiomycetes, Eurotiales, Aspergillaceae.
AUGGCGAAGGCGCUGAGCAGCAAUACAAGCCCAAGCCGAUGGCUUGGCAACCCGAUCGAUCAAGCUACACACCUGCCCGAGGGUGCAAUCACGCUGCCAGAUAUCGGCAAAACACUCACCAGAGAGGCAGACUGGUUGGACUGGGAAAGGAAGGUUACAGGUAUCCUCGCAAGCAUGUCGCUUAUUGCCCUUAUUGAAAGGAGUAUCCUACGCCCCCGGAAAGUCCUCGGUGAUGCUAUGGCUAGGAAGUGGCGCGUGACUAGUAUUAUGGUUGGGGCUUGGUUGCUUAGUGGUGUUUCAUCCUCUCUUUAUAAGAAGAUCAAGCUGGACCGCGCCAAUGUCAAGUUUGCCGACGAUGUUUGGGAUAAAUUGAUGUUUGAGUGCGAAUUCACCAAGGUUCACUGUGACAUGAGAACGUGCAAAGCGUUCCUCCAGAUCACAGCGUCUGAUUAUAACAAUAUCGAAGCCUACACUACUGCCUAUCUGGCGGGAUGUCUCAAGAUGAAAGAAGCUGGAUACAAUCUUUCCUCUUUCGAAUUGAUGGCAUGGUUCAUACUGGGCGUGGAGACGGUUGCUCCUUUGGUUGCGACCCGAGUGCUCAAUAGACUGGAUGCUGAAGGACCCGGGGCAAAGUUUUUCACACAGAAGCACUUUUAUGAGGUCGUUCACGAAGUUUGA